AUGAGCGACAACUUAGAGAAAUUUUCGACCGUUGAUCUGUUGAAUGAAUUGAAAAGAAGAUACUCCUGUUUAAGUAAACCGGAUGGAAGGUACAUCUUUUUGGGAGCCCCCGGUUCGGGAAAGGGAACGCAAUCGCUAAACCUGAAGAAGUCGCACUGCUACUGCCAUUUGUCUACUGGAGACCUCCUAAGAGAAGCAGCGGAAAAGAAAAACGAUUUAGGAAAUAAAAUCCGAAACAUUAUCAAUGAAGGAAAGCUGGUGGAUGAUGACGUGGUGCUAACUUUGGUGGACGAUAAGUUAAAAUCUCCCCAAUGUAAAAAGGGAUUUAUCCUUGAUGGUUACCCAAGAAAUGUGAAACAAGCGGAAGAUUUAAAUAAGUUGUUACAAACGAAUCAAAUGAAACUGAAUGGAGUUUUUUACUUUAACGUCCCAGACGAUGUACUAGUCAAGCGGAUAAGUGGCCGAUUAAUUCACAAACCGUCGGGAAGAAUUUACCAUAAAAUUUUUAAUCCUCCAAAAACCCCUUUUAAGGAUGACAUAACGAAUGAGCCCCUAAUACAGAGGGAAGACGAUAACGAAGAAGUUUUAAAAAAAAGGCUCAACGUUUUUAAAAGUGAAACAACUCCUUUAAUCAAUUAUUAUAAAAACAAAAAUUUAUUAAUCAAUUUGGACGCAACACAGCCUGCAAAUGACCUCGAAAAAAAGAUAUCCCAGCAUAUAGGUGGAUAA
Messenger RNA from Plasmodium vivax (malaria parasite P. vivax), 729 nucleotides. RefSeq names its product adenylate kinase 2, putative. Gene Ontology annotation, cellular component: mitochondrion; cytoplasm. The record is from RefSeq and is a predicted model, not a curated record. The coding region runs from base 1 to 729 and encodes 242 amino acids. Gene Ontology annotation, biological process: nucleobase-containing compound metabolic process. The transcript is spliced from 2 exons. Gene Ontology annotation, molecular function: AMP kinase activity; ATP binding. NCBI's taxonomy places the organism in Eukaryota, Apicomplexa, Aconoidasida, Haemosporida, Plasmodiidae.